GGAUAAUUUUCUUGGAUGAAAUAGACAAACUCAAGAAAACAUCAUCCCAUAACUCCGACCGGGACGUUGGCGGGGAGGGGGUACAGCAGAGACUUCUCAAGAUCCUGGAAGGUACAAACGUCAGAGUUCCUGACAAAAGGUCAAUGCCCUCAUCUUACAAGGAGAUAGACACAACCAACAUCCUGUUUGUGGGAUCCGGAGCUUUCACUGGCCUCGACCAAAUCAUUAGAAACAACAGAGAAAAAAAGGUGUACGGAUUUGGACAGCAAGCUGAUGAUCAAACAGAUGCAGACAGUGUAAUAUCUGAGGUGGAACCGAAGGACAUCAUUAAGUUUGGCAUGAUCCCCGAGUUUUGUGGCCGUAUGCCUAUUCUUGUACCAUUUCAUGGACUUUCCACAGAAGUACUUGUCAAAAUCCUAACAGAGCCUAGAAACGCUGUAGCCAAUCAAUUCAUUGCCCAGUUUAAGACAGAAAAUGUAAGCCGCUAAACUAUACAUCUAUCAGGUUACAAAACUGACAUCAAUUUACUCAUUAGAAAAAUUCACCUUAUCAAUAUACCCUUUGAUGUACAUUGUAGACAAGCUUACACUUCGUUUCAUUUAUAUAUACA
Mizuhopecten yessoensis (Yesso scallop) is the source of this 610-nucleotide messenger RNA. Its product is annotated as ATP-dependent Clp protease ATP-binding subunit ClpX-like. The annotation marks the transcript as partial. Gene Ontology annotation, biological process: protein catabolic process; proteolysis. Gene Ontology annotation, cellular component: mitochondrial matrix. NCBI's taxonomy places the organism in Eukaryota, Metazoa, Mollusca, Bivalvia, Pectinida, Pectinidae. Gene Ontology annotation, molecular function: ATP hydrolysis activity; ATP binding. The record is from RefSeq and is a predicted model, not a curated record. The transcript is spliced from 2 exons.